GAUCGCCAUGUCCAAUCUUCCUUUCAAGAUGACAAGGAGGCGUGGGGCGUUGAUGAGGCAGAUCGUAUGUUUCGAUCCUCGGAGGGCGAGCUUGUCGGAUGUUUUGGCUGCUUGGGAGUACCUCAAGUCGCACAUAUUCGAGAUUCGCAGAUAUUUUCUUGUUCCUCUUGCGAUGAAUGAGCGAGAUUCGGAGCGACCGAGGAAGAAGAACCAAGAUGGUCGUAUUUGGGCUCUCUCAAGUCGCAGAUAUUCGACAGGGAAGAGAGGAAGCAGCAAUACCAAGCUCGCACCAGAGGUCUCAAUGCGUACGACCGGCACAGGAAGUUGGUUGAUGAUUUACGGUGCGUGUGGCUUCUUUCUUGUCUCGCAUCUCCCCUCUGAUAGAAUGGGAAUUCCGCUUUUGUCUGUGGGUUGCUGAAAUUUGCUGGGUAAUGUCGUGUCCGCGGAAGUUCUCUGUGUACUAAGCUAGUUACAGCUCAAGUUUCAGUUCGUGGUGGGAUUGGGUUAGCCGUAUGCUUUCCUCUGGAGUUGGGACUACAUGAAACGAUGCACAUUGAGAGCUAUUGAUGUGUGGUAUCCCCGUGGUCCUAUAUGAAUAAGAUGAUGAACAGUCCCCUCCAAUUAGAAGGAUGGGGGCUACUACAGUCAUCCUCGUAGCCUCGUCUUCGAUGUCGAUGGAAUUCCGACUGGCCUUCUAUCCUUAUUAUCUACGAUAAUUAUUUGUGAGGAUUUAGUUGAGUGGUACUUAGUUGUCUGCUGAAGUUGGAUGUCAACAAAGAGUGCAAAUAUCGAGCUCCUUAUUUGUAGGUUCAUGGUGUCCAACAGUAAAAUGGAUGAAGAAUGGUCCUUUUUUGUGAAGGAGAAGGUGUCUACACUUAUCCUCACAUAUUAAUUCUUUUGGGUAGAGUUCAUCUUAGGUUCUUAUUUUCAGCAAUGUUAAUUCUUAUGGUGAUACGGGUGUUCGCCAUAUUCGAGCAAUCCAAUUUGUGGAGGUAUGCUUGCUAUUUCUUCGUAGGCAAAGUCCCAGCUUACCAUCUUACGGGUUUUGCAGUUACUUUCUACGGCAAAGAAAGAUCGGCACAAGCUAAUUUGCCAGUAAAAACUGAUCAAGAUACUUUACGAUAAGGCUACGGAUAUUUUCAUCUUGUGUCCCUAUACGUUUUACAGCAAUUUGUAUAUGCAAUAUUUCUAUUUUGAGCCAGAGGGCGCUAGUUAUGCUUAUUUCGUUUUGAAGCACUAAUUAUACCUUUAUUGAGGACUAUAACUUAAGAGAGAGGGCAUAUGAUCAAAGCGAAAUGCAUCAAUGUUGG
Syzygium oleosum is the source of this 1310-nucleotide messenger RNA. RefSeq lists its product as uncharacterized. The coding region runs from base 8 to 418 and encodes 136 amino acids. The transcript is spliced from 3 exons. The record is from RefSeq and is a predicted model, not a curated record. NCBI's taxonomy places the organism in Eukaryota, Viridiplantae, Streptophyta, Magnoliopsida, Myrtales, Myrtaceae.